AACCAGCACGUAAAACCAGUACGUAAAACCAGUACGUAAAACCAGCAACUUCUCCAGACCAACGCAGUCUUGCAGUAUUGUGGAAUCAAAUGUUUUAGAAACUUCCCCAACAUGGGGAAAGCAGCCUUCAUCUCGCUGCUGAUAGCGGCCCUAUCGGCGCUGCUCGGAGAGAGGAUUGUAAACUUCAGGAAAGUGACCCUCGCUUCAAGGGAGCUGGUCCAAAACCACCUCCCCAACUGCGUUGCUCUCAAAAACCUUGAUUUUGGCUCAGAGGAUAUAACGAUCAUUGGAGACGGACUUGCCUUUAUCAGCACUGGUUUGAAGUAUCCUGGAAUCGCAUCUUCAGAUACCCCCGGAAAGAUCUACACCCUUGAUCUGAAAGAUUCCCGGAUGAAACCAAUGGAGCUGCGCAUGCCAAGGAACUUUGAUCUGGAGUCGUUCAACCCUCAUGGCAUCAGCGUAUACAUCGAUCCAGAAGACUCAAUAUACCUGUUUGUCGUCAGUCAUCCUCAACACAAAAGCCAAAUUGAGGUGUUCGAAUUUGUUGAGGACAACCACUCACUGGUGCACCUGAAAACCAUAAAACAUGAACUUCUCCACAGUGUAAACGAUAUUGUGGCAGUUGGAGUGGACAGCUUCUAUGCCACCAAUGAUCACUACUUUACCCAUGAAAUACUCAAAGGUACGGUGGAGCCUCUUCUGGCUCAGCCUUGGAGUAAUGUUGUGUACUACAGUCCUGAGGAAGUAAAAGUGGUCUCUGAAGGAUAUUACUUUGCAAAUGGCAUUAAUAUCUCACCAGACGAAAGGCAUGUAUAUGUGGUUGAUCUGUUUGACCACAAUGUGCAUGUAUUGGAGCGGAAAGAUGACAAUGCAUUGGUCUCGGUUAAGUCUGUGGCUGUGGGUAGCCUCUGUGACAACGUUGAGGUGGACCCUGAAACUGGUGACCUGUGGUUAGGCUGUCACCCUAAUGGAUGGAAAUUUUUCAUGUCAGACCCCAAAGACCCAGCUGGAUCAGAGGUCAUCCAAAUCCAGAGCAUUCAUUCUGAUAAGCCAGUGGUGACUCAGGUGUACGCUGACGACGGCCAAGUGAUCAUUGGCUCCUCCGUAGCAGCUACUUAUGGGGGGAAGUUGCUUAUCGGUACUGUGUACCAUAAAGCUCUGUGCUGUGAUUUGAAGUAGGCAAUUACUGCUAGAAAAGUACUGACCUCUUUGCAGAGCUCUCAAUAAGACAAGGCAAUGAUGAUUUGAAUGAUGAUCUACAUGGAUAUUAAAGCACUGGUUUUACGGGGAAAUGCUGAUAACAGACCCCGAAAAGAGUGCCUGAAAAUCCACAAGGAGGAGCUGGAGGAAGAUAGGUAAAUUGUGUUUUACAUGAUUUAAUCGCAAUGAGCCCUGUGUACAACCUUCUUAUUUACAGUCUAUGGGUACAACAGCAUAUUUGAAUGUGGUCUCAAACACAGAAGUUACUGAACUACCCAGAUACUUGAACCGCUGUGAAAUAAGUACUUGCAAAAUAGAAUAUUUUCAACCAGACAAUCCAAUUUAUUUGCUUUGCUGUGCAUCAUAAUUUGUUUUCAUAUAUUUUUCACUGGUCCCCUGGUUAUUUAAAAUCUCUACAGAUGGAUUAUAUGCAACUGAAUGUUUUACUUGUUUCAAUUGCUUUUGUGACAUUUGUGUUGUGUAUUUGACUGUAAAUAAAACAAUAAAGAAAGUCUUGAUGCAA
Molecule: messenger RNA, 1723 nt
Organism: Anoplopoma fimbria (sablefish)
Lineage: Eukaryota; Metazoa; Chordata; Actinopteri; Perciformes; Anoplopomatidae
Product: serum paraoxonase/arylesterase 2-like
Exons: 9
Coding region: 112-1179 (355 amino acids)
Molecular function (GO): arylesterase activity
Source: RefSeq, a predicted model, not a curated record